This is a messenger RNA of Naegleria lovaniensis, 1056 nucleotides long. RefSeq lists its product as uncharacterized. The record is from RefSeq and is a predicted model, not a curated record. The coding region runs from base 1 to 1056 and encodes 351 amino acids. The transcript has 2 exons. Gene Ontology annotation, molecular function: ATP binding; leucine-tRNA ligase activity. NCBI's taxonomy places the organism in Eukaryota, Heterolobosea, Eutetramitea, Acrasida, Naegleriidae. Gene Ontology annotation, biological process: leucyl-tRNA aminoacylation.
AUGUUCCUUUAUAACCAUGCUGCUAUUUUCCCUGACCAAAUGCCAGGAUCUAUUUUCGCUAACGGUUACGUCAUGGUGAACGGUGCUAAGAUGAGUAAGCAAGCUGGUAACUUUUUGACUUUGCAAAACGUUAUUGAUAUGUAUGGUGCUGACGCCACUAGAUUGGUCCUCUGUGACAGUGGUGACACUCAUGCUGACGCCAAUUUUGAACAAAACAAUGCUAACAGUGCAGUUCUUAAGCUUAAUGCAUUCGUGGAAUGGAUAAAGGAAACUCUUGAAGGACCUAUGAGAGAAGAAGGUUCUGAAUAUUUGUUUGCUGAUAAGAUUUUCGAUACUAGAAUUAAUUUGUGUGUUGAACAAUCCAAGAAGUUCUACAAUGACAUGAUUUACAAGGAAGUUUUCAAAUCUGCUUGGGUUGGCAUGCAAGAAGCUCUUUCAAAGUAUAUUGAAAUUAUGAAGAGAGACUCUGAAAAGUUGCACAAGAAACUUGUUUUGAAGUUUAUUGAAAUGCAAUCAAUUAUUCUUUCUCCUGUUCUUCCACAUAUUACUGAACAUAUCUGGCGAGAAUUCCUCAAGAAAGAAGGCUCCAUUGUUGAUGCCAAAUGGCCUGUAGUCCCAGAAGCUGACCAAUCUCUUUUGGCUAGUGAUGAAUAUCUCAAAGAUGCACUUCACUCAUUCCGUCAAUCCUUCCAAAAGGAGUCCAAGAAUAAGAAGAGACCACUUAAGGCAUACGUCUAUGUGCUGACAAGACAAGGAAGAGCAAGCCAUGAAACUUAUUUCAACAGAAAUGAAAGACUACAUGAAAUUCAAGCCAAUGCCUUUAUUGCCGCUAAGAGAGAUCAAUACAAGAAGGAUGGUGACAAAGCUUUGAGCGCUGAAAUGCCUUUCAAUGAAUUUGAGCUUCUCAAGGCCAAUGUGAACCUUAUUAAGGCAUGCUUUGGAGGUGUCGAAACUGUUGAAAUUUAUAGCCUCUCACAAGAUUAUCCUGAUCCACUCAAGAGAGCAUUGAGAGCUCAACCACUCGAGCCUGCUUUUGGUGUUGAAUACGAAAAGUAA